Molecule: messenger RNA, 1411 nt
Organism: Quercus lobata
Lineage: Eukaryota; Viridiplantae; Streptophyta; Magnoliopsida; Fagales; Fagaceae
Product: UDP-glucose iridoid glucosyltransferase-like
Exons: 2
Coding region: 59-1411 (450 amino acids)
Molecular function (GO): quercetin 3-O-glucosyltransferase activity; quercetin 7-O-glucosyltransferase activity
Source: RefSeq, a predicted model, not a curated record
GUCAACAUUUCCCAAUGCUAGCAAUCUAAUUCUUCCUCAGAGAGAAAAACACAGAGAGAUGGAAGAGCAAAGGCAGAGACACCAAAGAAUAGUGCUGGUUCCAUGUCCCUUCCAAGGCCACAUAAAUCCGAUGUUUCAAUUGGGCUCAGUUCUUCAUUCCAAGGGAUUCCCCAUCACAAUCGCUCACACCCAAUUCAACUUUCCCAACACAUUAAACCACCCUAAUUUCAAUUUCCUACCCAUUGUCGAUGGCUUCUCCAAUUGUAAUGUCUCCUCUGUGAAUUUUAUAGAUGUCAUAUCUGGUUUCAAUAGCAACUGCAAAGCUCCACUUCAGGAGUUAAUGGCUCAGAUGAUGGAAGCAAAGGAGUAUCAAGAUGAGAUUACCUGCAUCAUUUAUGAUGAAUACAUGUAUUUUGCAGAAGCAGUUGCAAACUAUCUCAAGCUUCCAAGCAUCAUCUUGAGCACAAGCAGUGCUAUAAGUUUCCACACAAUUCUUCAGCUCCUAAAGGACAGGCACAAUUCUACACAAGAUGCAGAUUCGAUGUCCCCGGAACUAGUACCAGAGCUUCAACCUCUCAGAUUCAAGGAUCUACCUAUUUCCAAUUUCAACAACAUAGAAGACUUAUUGCAGCUAAUAGCUAAAGCAAACGAGACAAGAAUGUCUUCAGCCAUCAUUUUGAACACCAUGAACUGCCUUGAACAAACAUCACUGGUGCAGCUCCAGCAACGAUGCCAAGUUCCACUCUUCACGAUAGGCCCUUUUCACAAGAUAGCUCCAGCCGCAUCCAGCAGCCUAAUGGAAGAGGACAAUAGCUGCAUUGCAUGGCUUGAUGAGCAAAUGCGUAACUCCGUCAUCUAUGUAAGCUUAGGGAGUAUAGCAUCCAUGAAGAAGAAAGAGCUAGAAGAAAUGGCAUGGGGUCUAGCCAACAGCAAGCAACCUUUCCUGUGGGUGGUUAGACCAGACCAAACUGAUGGUUUGGAAUGGAUAGAUCCACUGCCUGAUGGUUUCAAAGAAGCUAUUGGAGGAAGGGGUUGCAUUGUGAAAUGGGCACCUCAAAAGGAAGUGUUGGCACACAGUGCCGUUGGAGGGUUUUGGAGCCAUUGUGGUUGGAAUUCAACCCUCGAAAGUAUCUGUGAAGGUGUCCCAAUGAUAUGCCAGCCAUUUUUUGGGGAUCAGAGGGUGCAUGCAAGGUACUUGAGCCAAGUAUGGAAAAUAGGUAUGGAAUGGGAAAACAACUUGGGAAGAGGAGAGAUAGAAAGAGCUGUAAGAAAGCUUAUGUUGGAUAGAGAAGGAGAGGAGAUGAGGCAGCGGGCAAUGGAGCUGAAGGAAAUGAUUGAUGAUUCUAUGAAGGAAGGUGGUUCUUCUUACAAUUCUUUAAAUGAGUUGGUAGAUUAUAUCCUGUCACUUUAA